CCCCCCUCUUCCUCCUCCCGCGCAGGCGCUCUUCUCUCGCCCCCUGCCGAGCUGCCGGGGUUAAGGCGGCAAGAUGGCGGCGUCCUCUGUGUGCCGGGCCGCGGGUUGUGUGGCCAGCCGGGCCCUUCUGCGGGGUCCUCACGCUCCGCCAGCUUUGUGGAGUUUGACAAGAAGAGGAAGCACUGCAUCUUAUGCUCAGGUGCUGCAUCAUAUUCCCGAGACGCAUGUCACCACUCUAGACAAUGGCUUACAUGUGGCUUCUGAACAAUCUGGCCAGCCUACUUGUACGGUUGGGGUGUGGAUCGGAGUGGGAAGCCGCUAUGAAACUGAGAAGAACAAUGGAGUUGGCAACUUUGUGGAACACCUGGCUUUCAAGGGUACAAAGAAACGCCCUGGUCCUGAAUUUGAAAAGGAAGUUGAGAGCAUGGGUGCACAUCUCAAUAGUUACACCUCUCGUGAGCAGACUGCCUUCUUCAUGAAAGCGUUAGCCAAAGAUUUGCCCAAAGCAAUUGAGAUUCUGGCUGAUGUAGUGCAGAACAGCAGCUAUGAGGAUUCCCAGAUGAAAGGAGCGGAAUGUCAUCCUUCAGAAAUGCAAGAACUUGAUGGCAACUUGUCCCAUGUCGUCUUUGAUUACCUUCACGCUACAGCUUAUCAAGGCACUGCUUUGAGUCGGACUGUUGAAGGAACAACAGAAAAUGCAAAGCAUUUGUCCCGUGCAAAUAUAACAGAAUAUGUUGAGACUCACUACAAAGCCCCUCGCAUGGUCCUGGCAGCUGCUGGAGGGGUCAGCCACAAAGAAGUCGUGGACCUUGCCAAGCAGCAUUUUGGCAAUGUUCCCUAUCAAUACAAGGAAGACACAAUCCCCAUUCCUCGGUACUGCCGCUUCACUGGGAGUGAGAUCAGAGUCAGAGAUGAUGGUACUUUGGCUCAUGUUGCUAUUGCAGUGGAGGGGCCAGGCUGGGCCAAUCCAGACAAUAUUCCCCUUCUGGUAGCUAAUGCAGUCAUUGGGCGAUACGAUAUUACUUUUGGUGGUGGCAAGAAUCAGUCGAGCAGGCUGGCUAGAAUUGCUGUGGAAAACAAGCUGUGUCAAAGUUUCCAACCCUUCAACACUUGCUACUCUGACACAGGUCUGUUCGGUCUCUAUUUUGUUUCUGAUGCUUUGAAUAUUGAAGAUACACUGCACUUUGCCCAGGGUGAAUGGAUGCGCCUCUGUACCAGUGUGACUGACAGUGAGGUGAAGAGAGCCAAAAACAUUGUUCGUAACACUCUGACGGCUCAACUGGAUGGUACCACUCCUGUAUGUGAGAAUAUUGGAAGCCAUCUGCUGAACUACGGACGCCGGAUAUCUCUGGCAGAAUGGGAUUCCAGAAUCUCUGGGGUUGAUGCAGCAACAAUUCGGGAAGUCUGCAGCAAAUAUCUCUAUGACAAAUGCCCAGCUGUUGCAGCAGUUGGUCCCAUUGAACAACUUCCGGACUACAACCGUAUCCGCAGCGCCAUGUACUGGCUCCGUUUCUAGGCUGUGUUGUAUGCAGAAUGGAAGCGAGGCAGCGAGGGUAACCAAGGGCCCUCCCCUCUGGGUCUGUUCUUGUGGGUUUCUUGUGUGCCAGUGGCAAGAUGGGCUCCAUGAUUGCUGUACAAACAUUCUUCUUUAUCGUUGUGUAAGAGGUGCGUCCCAGAGAGCUAAAUAAAUUAAAUUUAAAUGGAUUUGGCAUCCAGUGUUUAUGGCUAAAUUGCAAUGGAAGUGACUCAUGGGGGCUGAGGGCAUUUUUCUUCAUCUUUCCAAGAAGGGUGCACUUUUACCGUUUAAAUCUUGCUUACACUUGUCUCCAGUAUCGUUUAACCCUCGCAACAGCCUCUUUAAAAACUUUUGUGACCUGCGGUUUGCUUUAGCCUGUGAAAGGAGUUCACAGGGAAGGAAAGGGGGAAGCCUUAAGCAAGCAGGAAUCAGUGUUUUUGCCUUAGUGGGAAACUGUGAGGUUUCAUUCUGGUUUUUUGCACCAAAUAGGCAGGAAGAAGGAGAAGGUGGCAUGUGGAUACAUGGAUUUCUACUUCCGCUGCCCCUUUCUCUGCUACUAGAGGAAAGGAAGCACUUCUUUCCUUUUACCUGGGGAGCAGAGUGGUGGUGUGAUGUUUUUCUCCCGUGCUUUUAAAAAUAAAUAUUGUUCUAUGGCCCUCAGCUGUGUUCCCAGAGCAGUUUACACAAAUAAUAAGAUUGUUCCAUUUCCACAUUUAAAAGUUUUUUUAAAAAAAUCCUCUCAUAAUAUAUAUAUUUAAAUAUGCAUUUGCUCCAAGAACUUAAACUUAGAUACACAUUUUGAGAAAAACUACUAAGAAUUGUCACAACAUUCAGAGCAGUAUGGAAUCUAGUGGGUGAUGAAGCAGCAAGCCAUACAUUAGUUUUAGCAGUACACAGAUUGGGAUAGUUCACUUAGGAAUUUGCAACUAUCAAAUCAUCAAUAUUUUUUUACCCUCACAGUGGACUUAUUCAGUGGCUUUGCAUUUGGUGGUUUGUUUUGACUAGAUGGCAGUCCACAUGUUGGGAGAGGGGGUUAUUCAUGUAUUGAUUAUGUGGAUCAAAGGGUGCAAACCUCCAAAUUCAUUAUCUUUCGUAUGCUAGGAAUAUGCAGAACAUGUAUUUCUAAAAGCCAAGCUUAUCUUGCGCCUUUUAAAUCCCACAGUGAAUCCAGCAAAGUUUCUCCACAAGGUGGCACUAGUUUAUUACUUUUAAACUCUUGCAGCGCAGUCACUGUUAAUGUUUUAUUCUUGGGUUACGUAUCCUUGGAAGUUCCAUUUCAUUUCUAGACGUUGCCCUGACAAGUGGGUUUAGAAAUAAUGUCAAAGCUUCCAGGAGUUAGUCAUAGGACUUGAGAUUAAUCCAAUAAAUAAACCAUUUGUGCCGAAUCUGGGUGUUUAUUUACAAUCGGUGUCUGAACCUUUGGUUUAUUAGGCAAGUUUGAAAUUGUUAAAGUGUUCUUGCUGUAAUUUGUACUGAAACUCUCAUUGCAAGCUCUGGCUCGUUGAAUCUGCUGCUAAACACCUAAAAACUAACUUCCAGGGCCAAUAAACCAUUCCACCUUA
Lacerta agilis (Sand lizard) is the source of this 3078-nucleotide messenger RNA. RefSeq names its product cytochrome b-c1 complex subunit 1, mitochondrial. Lineage: Eukaryota; Metazoa; Chordata; Lepidosauria; Squamata; Lacertidae. Gene Ontology annotation, molecular function: metal ion binding. Gene Ontology annotation, cellular component: mitochondrion. The record is from RefSeq and is a predicted model, not a curated record.